AUGGUAAAGCUGUUCUGCGUCAUCGUUGGUAUGAAGGGAAAUACGCUAAUUGUAUCGCUGCUAUUGGACGGUUGGCUUCAUGAGUCUUCUUGUCUGGCAGACAAGAAGAGUAUCGUGGUAGGCUCGUCGGGUAUUGGCAAGUCGACGCUGUUGUGCGUGAUAGCUUUUCAUCUCGUCUUCAAGCACAAGAAGAAUGUGCUGGUAUACCAAGGAUUGAGCAAAUAUUAUCAGGAGAACUGUCCCUUUUAUCUGGGUUACGAAGAUGGCAAAGUCGUGCAGUUUGUAGUGGACGAAUGCAAUGACCAGAAUGCGAUUAACAUAUAUAAAGUGCUUGUCCGCAAACAGGGCAAACAUAAGAGUAGCAGGCUAAUAUCUACACGCAUCCGUUGA
Molecule: messenger RNA, 390 nt
Organism: Peronospora farinosa
Lineage: Eukaryota; Oomycota; Peronosporomycetes; Peronosporales; Peronosporaceae
Source: the annotation of a GenBank genome assembly